Messenger RNA from Suillus subaureus, 746 nucleotides. RefSeq lists its product as uncharacterized. The transcript has a single exon. The annotation marks the transcript as partial. Lineage: Eukaryota; Fungi; Basidiomycota; Agaricomycetes; Boletales; Suillaceae. The record is from RefSeq and is a predicted model, not a curated record.
UGUAAACAGCAACGGAUCUUCUGGACUUUUAACCUGCCGUACAGGAAACUCGCCAUCAAGUUCAGAACCCUUGGGAAGGGACAAGGUGACAGCUUGGUUAUUGACAUAGAUACCUUUGUUGUCACGGAAGGUCAUACGACUCUUCCCAUGACCCUUCCUCUGACCCUUGACCUGUCAAACACAGCAACCCAUCCAGGACAGAUCCAGUCCUUAGCUUCGCAGAAUCAAUGGACAUUGGAACAAAAGGGCGUAACUAGCUUAUCCGCCAUGCAACUUACCGUGAUCUUCGAUACUCACGCUCUUAUCAUUGACAAAAUUGAACUUAAUCCCGUGUCGAUUGGGGCCUCCCAGCAUGGGCUGCCUUGUUCAGCCUCCGGACCCAUGCCGUUAGGCCUCUCAAGGUCGAAUCCAACUCAUUUUGUGCCGACGGGACAUUUCUGAGCAACGGAAUUCUGAUAAAUGUCGGGGGUAACUCUAUGGUCGGUGGGUACACGAGUGCAGCGGACUUCGGAGACCUUGGUGGCUUACAGGCAGUUCGCAUCUUCGAGCCUUGUCCACCUGCCUCCGCUGCUCAUUGUAACAUCUACGAGAAUCACUCCCGCAUCUGCAUGAUUAGCCAUCGCUGGUAUAAUACAGUCAUUCGAAUCUCCGACGGAAGCACUAUGAUCGUUAGCGGAUCAAAGAAGUGUGUGUAGAUGAAUAACGAGACAGUGAAUAACCCUACUAUCGAAUAUCGACCCCCAAAG